This is a messenger RNA of Larimichthys crocea (large yellow croaker), 1501 nucleotides long. RefSeq names its product vacuolar ATPase assembly factor VMA12 (gene vma12). Lineage: Eukaryota; Metazoa; Chordata; Actinopteri; Sciaenidae. The transcript has 6 exons. Gene Ontology annotation, biological process: vacuolar proton-transporting V-type ATPase complex assembly. The record is from RefSeq and is a predicted model, not a curated record. Bases 392 to 991 code for a protein of 199 amino acids. Gene Ontology annotation, cellular component: endomembrane system.
ACUGAAGCGAGCAACGUUUGACCGGAAUAUGAAAUAAAACAUUGGUUUCAAAUUAUUGUUAUUAUUAAACAUGAUCAUAAUUAUUACAAAUAUUUGAAUUAGAUUUAAGAAUUUAGAAAAAUGCGCAGUUUAAAGUAAAACGUUACACUGGUCAUGUGAGCAGUACGUCAUCGUGUCACAAGGCAAACAACAUGGCUGCUUACUCGGUUGUACAUAUUUAUCUGUAACAUUAGCUGCUGUUAGCUGUCAGACGCGGAGCUUCAAAGCAUAUUAACAAAAUAAUUACAGGUAGUUUAGGCUCGUUUUAUUCGUAGCACAUGUACAGUGACACCUCGUGCUAGCUCGACAGAAGGUGCAUCUAUCGCGACAGUCGCUGACCUGUCGUCUCACCAUGGCCUCGGCGUUUGUCGUCGGGGAUAAAUUCAGAAAUAAGGUGACGGAGUUAUUAGAAAACGCUGAGUCAUCUCUGCCCCAGCGACUGAGAGAAGAGCUGGAGGAGAGUCUGGAAAAACCAGAACCAACAACACUGUCCUUCAGCACAGCAAGAGGACUGAAGAAGUUCCUUCAGGACAAAGGGCAUCCUUUCUACCUGCACGAGCUGCUGGAGGAUAGUUCACUGCACCUGCCCGAGGUCGUGAAGCCUCCCAGAAACCCAGAGCUGGUGGCCCGUCUGGAGAAGAUCAAAGCCAAACUAGCCAACGAAGAAUACAACAGAAUCACACGCAAUGUCAACACUCAGGAAAUCAACCGCACUGGAACAUUAGCAGAUUUUGGAUUACAAGUGCGAUCAGUCAAAGCAGUUGUGGUGACCAUAUUCAACUUCCUGGUCACAGUGGUUGCUACUUUUGCCUGCUCGUACAUGGGAAGUCAGUACCUGUUCACUGACACAGCGGCGCGAGUUAUAUCAGCUGUGAUUGCUGCAUCUGUAGUCGGGCUUGCUGAGCUGUAUGUGCUGGUCCGGACCAUGGAAGGAGAACUCGGGGAACCAUAGCAGCAAAACCAGUGUAUUGUAGCAGAACUCGAAGCAGAACUCUGAUGACCCCACCGAGCUUUCUGAUCCAGAACAGACAUUUGACUUUGCCAUGAAAACUUAGUUUCUUUGAUGGGAAAAUUGAUGGAUUUAAACUUACUGAAAAUGAACAAAUCAGUGAGCACAGUAGCACUGAGUGGAAGGUGGAGCAUUGCAAGAAAGAAAAUUGAAAUCUGCUCUUUGUUUAUGUCAAAUAUUACUGUUCUACCUGACAUUCAGCUCAGGAAUCAAAACAUGAGCGAUAUGAGUCAUAUGUCUUAUUUAUUGAAAGCUGUUUUUUUAUUUCAUAUUUUUCCUAAAACUUGACCUGGUGUUUUUCUGUUUUUCUUCCUCCUCUGUCUUGUUGACACAGUCCUUUAAAAAUAAAUGUUCAUUUUCUCAGAUGUAAUCAUAUUUUUGUGUUCAAUAAAAGGCACUGAUUGAUAAAGUUGAUAAUCCUCCUGUUAGUGUUCUCUACACCGAUAAAAUAUG